Musa acuminata subsp. malaccensis (wild Malaysian banana) is the source of this 680-nucleotide messenger RNA. Its product is annotated as large ribosomal subunit protein uL29. Gene Ontology annotation, biological process: translation; maturation of LSU-rRNA from tricistronic rRNA transcript (SSU-rRNA, 5.8S rRNA, LSU-rRNA). The record is from RefSeq and is a predicted model, not a curated record. Lineage: Eukaryota; Viridiplantae; Streptophyta; Magnoliopsida; Zingiberales; Musaceae. Gene Ontology annotation, molecular function: mRNA binding; structural constituent of ribosome. Gene Ontology annotation, cellular component: cytosolic large ribosomal subunit; ribosome.
UCUGAAACUCCUCUCUGUAUAUAAUUCUCGCCUCCGACUAGGAUUGGGGUUUGCUCGCGGCGGAAGCGGGAGAACGCGACGAGGGCGGCGAAUCGAUCCGAUCCUAAUGGCGAGGAUUAAGGUCCACGAGCUUCGCGGGAAGACGAAGGGGGAGCUUCAGAACCAGCUGAAGGACCUCAAGAAUGAGCUCUCCCUCCUCCGCGUCGCCAAGGUCACGGGCGGCGCCCCCAACAAGCUCUCCAAGAUAAAGGUGGUGAGGCUGUCGAUCGCGCGGGUGCUGACAGUGAUCUCGCAGACGCAGAAGGCGAAGCUGAGGGAGGUCUACAAGAAGAAGAAGCACAUUCCGCUCGAUCUCCGCCCCAAGAAGACUCGAGCCAUCCGCCGCCGGCUAACCAAGCAUCAGGAGUCUCUGAAGACUGAGCGUGAGAAGAAAAAGGAGAUGUACUUCCCAAUGAGAAAGUAUGCCAUCAAAGCUUAGAUUGGAAUGUUAGACGAGUCCAAUCAUGCUUUCUAUCGAUUACUAUAUGGUUUCAUAAUUCGACUUCUGCUGUAUGGAUUAGUGUACAACACUAUGGUUGGGUUUUGCACUUGAAAAUGGCUGAGCAACACUCGCAAGAUACAGUGUGUUUGAUUGCUGAAUCAUCUGCUUAUUCUAACAUUCAAUUGGUCAUUACAUGGCA